Xyrichtys novacula (pearly razorfish) is the source of this 2931-nucleotide messenger RNA. Lineage: Eukaryota; Metazoa; Chordata; Actinopteri; Labriformes; Labridae. The record is from the annotation of a GenBank genome assembly.
AUGGAGAAGUACGAGCAGGUGUUGUGUUUGGGAAGGGGCGGGGCUGGUGACGUUUUCCUCAUGAGGCACGUAGUGCGAAAGAGCCUGCACGCGGUCAAACGGAUCAAGGUGGAGGAAAAAAAGGUCAACAAGAGUCAGAAAGCCAUUCUCCAAGAGGCUGAAAUCAUCAGGAAGCUGGAGCACCCUCACAUAGUCAAAUGCAGUGAUGUUUUUGUGAAUGAGGGAUUCAUCUGCAUCGUGAUGAACUACUGUGAUGGCGGGACAUUAGAUGACAAAGUCCGAGAGAGGAAACCAAAGGAGUUUUUCUCAGAGGAAACUGUGAUGGGAUGGUUUGUGCAGGUUGUUACUGCCCUGAAUUUUAUUCACAUGACUAAAAUACUACACAGGGAUGUGAAAACCUCUAAUGUGCUGCUAACAAAGCAAGGCCAGGUGAAGCUGGGAGACUUUGGGAUAUCCAAAGUGAUGACCAACACAGCUGAUUUAGCUUCCACAUGUGUUGGCACACCCAGCUACCUGAGUCCUGAGCUCUGCAAGGAUGUGCCCUACAGCUCCAAAUCUGAUAUCUGGGCUCUGGGCUGUCUGCUGUAUGAGAUCUGUGCUCUAAAACCUCCAUUUGCAGCCACAAACCUGCUGAGUCUGUUCUAUAAGAUCACCAAAGGAGAGUAUGAUCCUGUGGAUGACAUCUACUCUGAUGGCAUCUCCUCUUUGAUCCAGAAGAUGCUCCAGCUCAACCCUGAGCACAGGCCCAGUGCUGCCUGUAUACUUAGCAGUGCCUUUGUGCAAGCUCACCUGCAGGCUAUUAAACACACACAGAGUGACUGUGUUAACAUCACUGGAUCAAUAAGAGAGAACAGAGACAUCAACAUAGAAGACAAACAAACGUACUCAGACAGUCACAGUGAGGCCUCUGCAUCAGAAAACAGUAUGGAGGCUGGCACUGACAUAGAGGAGGAAGAGCGGAUUGCUCUGUGUGAUGGAGAUCAAAGCCAGAGUGACUGUAACUAUCCUGAAGACUUUGAUGAAGAUGAAAAUCUAUCCUGUCUGGAGGAGCAAAGUGAACGGUCAGGGUCGCCAGUGAGGAGUGAUUCUGCUGAUCCUCUGGGUAAUGUUAAUGUGUCCUGGUAAAAUUGUUUUACUUUACUUUACUGAAAAAGUAAAAGCUUAAAAGUUUGACUGUUGUGUAGUUCAGCCUACUGCAGUAAACAAUUAUGAGUAUAAACAAUGAGUGGGUUAGUUAGAGUUUAGUGAAAUCUAGUGCUCAGAUUUUGGAUUGAAAGGUCUCCUGCUCACGCUUCCUGUUGGUGACCUGAUUAUGAUUAAUGCUGUAGGGGUUUAUGAUGAGUAUCAUCCUCUGAUUAAUGUUUUUUUAUCAAAACCUCCCAUCAACAUGACACAACAUUCAAAGCACUCCUACGUAGAUAUAAAAGGGUCAUCUUGAUUUUGCAAAAAUUCUACCAAGACUUCUUCCAAAAGUUACAUAUGAAACCUUUAACUGAAAUAACAACUAUUUCAGUAACUUAAGUUUCCUGAAUGCAUGACCUUUUCUGUCCAGCACCUGCACUGUGACUGGUGCAAUAUCUUUCAAGUGUAUCUGUUUUUGUCAAGAUAAGAAGAACUUUAUUAACCCCUGAAGGGAAAUUCAAUUAGCACUUUAUUAUUUCUUUAUUAUUAUUAUUAUUAUUAUUAUUAUUAUUAUUAUUAUUAUUAUUAUUAUUAUUAUUAUUAUUAUUAUUAUUGUUAGCACUUAAUACAAAGUUUGUUUGCACUUUAAGCAGCUGCAAAGAAAGUGCUGCAAAUACAUUAACACAUAAUAGUGCAAACCAGUUUAUAAUGUGAGGUCAAAUUCUCAAUUCUUUAGAUGCCUUGAUUAAACCAACAUAAUUUGACUGAAUUAUUUACUGAAUAGUUUGAAUGUAGAGCAUUACCUUGUGUAUGGGGUGUUUGACAGCUUAGUAUUUACCACUAAAAGGUGUAUUAGUGUCCUAUUCUCUGCCUGUUUUGUCAGGUCACAGUCUAAAGAAGCAAGGAUACACUGCUUCAAUAACACUGAUGUGUCUCAAGUAUUUCUAUAACUGUAAAACUAUCGUGUUUAGGUGUACAGUACGCUGUUGUCUCUAUAGCUGUUUUACAAAUACGGUUGAUGGCUCUUGACUCUAACUGGUGUAGCCAAAAGCCUCAAAAGGGAAUACCCAAGCGAAAUACAGCUAUGCAAAAAUUGUAUUUCAGCAAAUGUAUUUUUAAAAACCUGCAUCUAAUACAGCAGAGGUAUUUAACUGGCAAAUUUAUCAGUCCGAAAAAAGCAGCAACAUUCAGAUGUUUUGAUGCAGUCCUGUGAGUGAAAAGUGUGUCACAGUGCCCCAAAAUCAGGUCAGCAGUCAGAGAGGAGACUGAGUGUCGAAUGUGGUGUAAGCUGCCUCUCUGUUGUGAGCUACCUUUUGAUGUUUAUACACCAAUGAGUACAUUUGUUGUAUUUGUAAUUUAAUGAGAUAAAAGCAACAAUUAUAGGCUCAGUUUUUUGGCAACAUAAAAAGAAAUACCCAGAUUUUUCCUCACAUUUAUCAUAAGAAAGAAAUGACAUACCUUUAAAUCAGAGCAAAAUGCUUAAAUGUGCCAUAAUUCUGACAACCUUUAUGUUUUUAUCAAUUAAUUUUCAAAACCCUAGAUUGUUUUAAAAACAAAGCCUCAGUUCUCACUGAUAUACUUUUUUUUUGUUUCACAGUAUCAGCAGAGGUUUCUGAUGUUUCAGAUCAGGUAGAGUAUCCAGAUGACUUUGAGGAAGCAGAGCUGGAGGAAGAGCAUGAGGAUGAAGUCACUUUAGAUCACGCUGUUGCCCCUGAGGCACCACACAAUGUCAUGCUGGAGGAGGAGUUUGAGCUGUGCGAUGCCGGAGGACUGACCAUCACACUGAAAGCACUUAAAGAAAACGGAUAA